Molecule: messenger RNA, 636 nt
Organism: Pediculus humanus corporis (human body louse)
Lineage: Eukaryota; Metazoa; Arthropoda; Insecta; Psocodea; Pediculidae
Product: Charged multivesicular body protein 4C, putative
Exons: 3
Coding region: 1-636 (211 amino acids)
Biological process (GO): vesicle budding from membrane; late endosome to vacuole transport via multivesicular body sorting pathway
Cellular component (GO): multivesicular body; ESCRT III complex; cytoplasmic side of plasma membrane
Source: RefSeq, a predicted model, not a curated record
AUGAGUUUUUUCGGAAGAAUGUUCGGUGGUAAAAAAGGCGAUAAAGCGCCAACCACUGGAGAAGCAAUUCAGAAACUUAGGGAAACUGAAGAUAUGUUAAUAAAAAAACAAGAAUUUUUAGAAUCUAAAAUAGAACAAGAAUUGCAAAUAGCGAGAGCAAAUGGUGUUAAAAAUAAGAGAGCUGCUUUACAAGCAUUAAAAAGAAAAAAGAGGUAUGAAAAACAACUUCAGCAAAUCGAUGGCACCCUGUCAACUAUUGAAAUGCAGAGAGAGGCCUUGGAAGGAGCCAAUACGAAUACAGCUGUUCUUACAACUAUGAAAAAUGCAGCUGAUGCUUUGAAAGCAGCACACAAACACAUGGAUGUCGAUCAAGUUCACGACAUGAUGGAUGAUAUAGCUGAACAACAAGAUGUUGCCAGAGAAAUUUCAGAUGCAAUUUCAAAUCCUGUUGCAUUUGGACAAGAUGUCGAUGAGGAUGAACUUCUUAAAGAAUUGGAAGAAUUAGAGCAAGAAGAGUUAGAUAAAGAACUACUUGGUGUGGCUACUCCAUCGCCCGAAUUACCCAAUGUGCCUGUAGGAGAACCUUCGAAAGCGAGAGCAAAAGCGUCUGCUAGUAAGUUUUAUAUAUCAAAAUAA